CUCGGCCAUUAUCAUGAUAACAGUGAUCUGGCGCGAAAAACGCGGAAGCAGCCGGGCACAGCGAUCGCGAGAAAAGAGGCUUUCCUUGGAAGAAGUCCCAUUCAGCUGUUACCAUGGCAACUGCUAUGACCGACGCCCACCGCAUGUUCCUCCAGUCCAUCAUGACCCAUGGGGCACUGAAGGCACGCGAGGUCAAGGCCCUGUACAAGAAGUGUUGUGAGACCUUCAACAGACCAGUGGAACAUGAGAAUUUGGGAAAGUUUGUCAACGAAAUCAACCACCAUGUAGGACCCUUCUCCAUGAUGAUACAGAAGGGGGUGUCAGAAGAGGAUGGGGUGCAGUAUUAUGCACUGGUGAACAUGAUGGAGAGUGACAUCACCCAUCUGGCCUCAGACUACACGGAGACAGAGCUGGAGUUCUUUAAGAAGGUUCUGGAUCUGAUCGUGGACUCUGACACGGGCGUGGCGUCUUCCACGGACGUCCUGAACCUGACAGACCUGCUGCACGAGGAGCAGAACAGGAAGAUGAGGAAGAAGGAGGCGGAGGAUGUCAUAAGGAGGAUGGUACGAGACAGGUGGCUCAACGAGCACCAGGGCGAGAUCUCCCUGAGUGUGCGUGGCAUCCUGGAGCUAAAGCCUUACCUGAUGGAGCACUACAAGGACGACAUCAGGCAGUGUUGUCUGUGUGACCAGAUAGCUCUCAAGGGCCAACUCUGCCAGUCCGACAGCUGUGAGGCCAAAAUGCACUACUUCUGUGCGAACCGGUACUUCCGAGACAAGGACCAGCCCAGCUGCCCCCGCUGUAAGGCUGACUGGGACCAUAUGGUCAUUCAAGGUGCAAAUGGCCAUUCUCAGACUGAGCAGACACCAGCCUCACAGAGUCAUGGACGGAGGCGUAAGGUCCCGUCACACCAUGUCUGAUCCGGUCAAGGUUCUACUUUGCACAUUCCGGUAUCUAACAACAUUACAACAUUGAAAACAGCCAUUCAUGCAGAAGCUACUAGUAGAUGGAAGUGACUGUUGGGUUGGUACAGUUUACUCAUGUACCAUGCUGUGAACACUGAUGAUGUGUCAGAUCUUCUAACAUUCCAGCAUUAAGAUGGUUUAUGUCUGUCACAAGGCUCUUGGAGAAGGCCAUUGUUUUUGAUAAGGUAGUUUGUAAAUGACAUUUGUAGUGUGAUGGAUGGUUAUUUGUUUUAAUGUUGUUAAAGUGAACAAAUGUUGCAAUAUUCAGUCGCAAGAAAAGUCGCAUGGAAGAAAACCAUCCAUGUUUGUGCAAGAGGCAAUAAAAGCAAAGAUAAAACACAACAUUUACCAGCACACAUUGAUUUCUUAAGGCUGAUUUGAGUCCAUGUAAAAUAUGUUAGCAUCACCUACAUGUAGAGCCUGUAGUGCCAAGCCAAAUAGGCAGGGGGUGUUUGUUGCUGUAGCUUGCAUGCAUACACUAAGCUAACCACUAAACUUACCAAUCUAUUACUAUUUAUUUCAUUCAUACCAGUUUUAUAUGGAGAAGAUGCAGUAGUGCCCUCCACAUAAUAUUUCCUACCCAUGUUGGUUCUUUAUGUUCUAUAUAUCUGUUCCUUUUAUG
Messenger RNA from Branchiostoma belcheri (Belcher's lancelet), 1587 nucleotides. Its product is annotated as non-structural maintenance of chromosomes element 1 homolog. NCBI's taxonomy places the organism in Eukaryota, Metazoa, Chordata, Leptocardii, Amphioxiformes, Branchiostomatidae. Bases 114 to 920 code for a protein of 268 amino acids. The transcript is spliced from 7 exons. Gene Ontology annotation, cellular component: Smc5-Smc6 complex; nucleus. Gene Ontology annotation, biological process: DNA damage tolerance; double-strand break repair via homologous recombination. The record is from RefSeq and is a predicted model, not a curated record. Gene Ontology annotation, molecular function: ubiquitin-protein transferase activity.